Messenger RNA from Hyla sarda, 2545 nucleotides. It is a transcript of the gene TTC5, whose product is annotated as tetratricopeptide repeat domain 5. The transcript is spliced from 10 exons. The record is from RefSeq and is a predicted model, not a curated record. Bases 207 to 1502 code for a protein of 431 amino acids. NCBI's taxonomy places the organism in Eukaryota, Metazoa, Chordata, Amphibia, Anura, Hylidae. Gene Ontology annotation, molecular function: protein binding.
GCAGGGUUUUCUAAUUGUUAACAAUUGGCAGCUAAAUGUUGCAGAUCAGCAGCAAUUCAAGGGUGAAAUUGUUUCCCAGAAACCUGCUGGAGCUGUUGUAACUCCGCCUGGCCGCCAGGGUGUGCUGUAGCCGAGACUCCCACCUUAGUCCUGCACUCCAGCUUUUAACAGACUAACUAGAAGGGAGAAGGAGAGCUAGUGGAAUUAUGGCUGAAGGGGGAGCGGAAACAGAAGCAGAAGUGAGGAGUAGACUGCAGGAACUAGUAGAUAAACUUUAUCAUUUUCGGGACCACUAUUUUGAAAGUCACAGUGUUGAAGAUGCUAUACGGAAACAGUAUGAUGUGAAGGAAGAAAUGGAGCAAACCAUUGCUUUAAUGGAUGAGACUGAUGAUGCCUGGAAGAACAAGGCCUUCUUUUUAAUGCUAAAGGGGAAGGCUCUUAAUGUGACCCCCAACUAUUGCCCAGAAUCUGAAGAAGUGCUUUCUAAGGCAGUUAAACUGGACCCAGGACUAGUAGAAGCUUGGAAUCAGCUUGGAGAAGUAUACUGGAAGAAAAUGGAUGUGACAGCUGCAAAGACUUGCUUCAUGGGUGCUCUGAAUCAUUGUAAGAACAAAGUCUCUCUGCGAAACCUCUCAAUGGUGAUGAGGCAACAGCGCUCACAAGAUGCAGAUGAAAAUUCUCGAAAUAUUAUGGAUAGUGUAAAGCAAGCUAAGCAAGCUGUUCAGAUGGACACAAGAGAUGGCACCUCCUGGUAUAUCCUUGGCAAUGCCUAUCUAUCUCUGUUCUUCUGUACUGGGCAAAAUCCCAAAAUUUCUCAGCAGGCUCUGAAUGCAUAUGUACAGGCGGAGAGGGUGGACAAGACUGCCUCCAGUAAUCCUGAUCUGCACCUCAACCGAGCAACAUUGUGCAAGUAUGAAGAGAACUAUCAAGGAGCACUGGAUGGGUUUUCUCGAGCUGCAACUCUGGAGCCUUCUUGGACUGAACCUGUUUUGAGGGAAGAACAGUUACUUGAUUACCUGGGCAGGUUGUGUGGCCUUCUCAGCAACAAGGGAAAGAUCCGUGGAAAACGGCUACAGAACAUGCUUAGUAGUUUAACUCCAGGACUCCUAGGCCAUUAUGGAAGUUCUGGUGGACUCCAAUUAAAGACCUUAAGUGCUUUGCAGCCUGGAAAAAACUCUGGUUGUGUGGUGCUUGGGAGGGUCGUAUUCAGCCUAGUGCCUGAAGAGCGAGUGCCAUUCACAUUUGGACUUGUAGAUACAGAAGGAACUUGUUAUGCAAUAAUGGUUUACAAUAUGGUAGAAAGCUGGGGAGUGCUCAUUGCAGACUCUGUUACCAUCCCUGAACCUCACUUGAAACAGCAUAAUAUUCAACACAAAGGCCAGACAUUUGUCUUUCAAAGUAUACGUGUUGACUCCCCUGUACGGUUGUUGGUGAAUGGCAAGCCUCAAGGACCGAGUGCUCAGGCCAGCGCAACAGUGGCUUACAGACCCCAGAGCGAGUAACUUCAGGACAGCGGGAUCUAGCCUCAACGCUGUGAAUUGGGGACUUAGCAGUUCUAGUUCUGCUUUGAUGUCCCUCAUGUUCUGUGGUGAAGAAUAAACUUUGACAGGGUUAUAACACAGACAAAACUUACAAGCUGCACUUAUCUGGUACAAUACAGUUAGUUUUCUAAUGCCUUGUUGCAAGCCUCUUCUCGCAUUAAGAGACAAUUUAGAGUGGCUUCCUGUAACAUGUGCCCACAUUCCUUUAUUGCUUCAUAUUUGUACUAUUUUCCCAGUCUUUGCUCUUUUGUUUUACCGGCUGUAGUUCUAUUUAUAAUGCAGAUUCUGAAUUGUGUUUAUUUAUUUGACAAUACUUUGUGUUACCUCCUAUUUAGAGGAAGAUUAAUAUUAUUUUUUUCUAUAAAAAUAUUAAAAUUUACAAUUAUUUGUUACUUUUUCCUGAAUAUAUUGACUGUAAACGACUAUUUAAAUGAUGUCAAACCAUUAUUUAAGAUUAUGAACAGUAAGUAGCAAAGCACUUUGUAAUGUUUUUCAUAUUUGUUUUAAUAAUGUGUCCAAUCACUUUCUAAAGAGACAUAAUUGAGUACAAUAUACUGUGUAAGACACUCACUGCACGCUUUAUCACAGAUUUUUUUUCUGCAAAUUGGUUUUGAAUCUUUAACAUUUAUAGCAGAAUCUAAAACAAACACAUAUUGAUGCAAACUUCAUUGUGGUUUUCAUGCGAUACAUUGCAAAGGGGUAAAAAUCUGUGGUCAAAAUUCACAACAGAAUAACAUUGAUGUGCUAAAUCCACAGAAUACCCUUUAAUUCAUUCAGGAAUUUUUUGCUACUCCAUCAACUUGUAUUAGCCUGUAUUUUAAGAGUACUACGCUGGAAUGUUUUAUCAUUCCAUUGUGCCCGAGCUGCGAGAAGUAAAAAAAUCAAAUAUUUUUUUUACUCCCUUUCGCUCCCCCAGUGUGCAGAUAGCUCUCUUCUGUGGUCUUGGCCUGAUCUUCUCCUGCAAACCUUACAGCCCGAUGCAACACACUGCAAUCGAUUUAUUG